GUGGAGGCAGCAGCAAUGGAAGGCCAUACAGCACCCUAUCACAAAAUGGAACCCACCAACAGUGUAAGGAGACCUGAAAGUGGCACAUGGCAGAGUCUGGCGAUGAAGUCAGCAGCAAUGGGAGGCCGUACAGGGACCCAUGACACACUCUGGACCUGGCAGCAGCAAGAGCAGGCGGCCAUACAGAGGCCUAUGUUAAAAAGUCCCCCCAGCAGCAGCGUGGGGAGACGACUAUCAAGAGUCCAAUGGCAGAGUGGCGGAGCGGAAGCAGCUUCAAUUGAAGGCCAUACACAGGCCUAGGUUAAAAAGUCCCCCCAGCAGCAGUGUG
Molecule: messenger RNA, 328 nt
Organism: Staurois parvus
Lineage: Eukaryota; Metazoa; Chordata; Amphibia; Anura; Ranidae
Source: the annotation of a GenBank genome assembly